UUCUAUUUUCUGACGAAUCAUCCCAACAACUCUGAACUAGUGAAAUACUGGGAAUGCCUUAGGACCAUGGAUGUUUCUGUAAAAUUUAUGCUCUUCUACCUUUGGAUAUUUAACCACAGUUGUGACCAGUCAUCCUUAUAAACACAAUGCUCAUUUUAACCUUCCUCUUGUGUUAGCUUUCUGGUAUCAUUUCUUAUGUUAACGGGUUGGUUUUGACCCAUGUAUUAAAUCAGCUAUAAAAUACACUAAAAACAAUAAUUUACCAUCAAAUUUGCUUCUCAUCUCUUGGUUACCUUCUUAGGCUUCCUUGUCCAUGAAAAUGUUGGUUUUAAUACUUUUGUUGUGGGCACUUUUGUUGUUUUUUUGUCACUAUACCCCUCAGUUUCAAUUUUCCAAAAAUGGUCAAAUGAACCUCAAAAGAAUCAUAUUAAUAAAUUGAAGGUUCCUUUGUUACCUGGCUAUUACUGAGGGCUAUAGAACGUAUCUUUUAAAUCAAUUAGUUUGAUUUAUUUUCUCAUUUUAGUAUUAAUCACUAAAGAAACAUCUAUGGUGUUGGGGUCAAUUUUGAGCCAUAUAUAUUAAUAAUAAUAAUAAUAAUAAUAAUAAUUCAUUUUAUUUGUAUAGCGCUUUUCAAGAUACUCAAAGACACUUUACAGAAAAAUGAAGUUGAAUAAAGCAAGUAAACACACCAAAAUACAGCAUUAAUUCGUUAAUACACAGUUAAAAGAUGAGUAAAAGCGGGGCGGGGCACAGCAGUCAGAUAUAAAAAGUUAAACAUUAAAAACAGAUGUCAAAAAAAUGUAGAAAAAGUUAUUGUUUUCAGCAACAGAACUUUAGUAUAAACUGAAAUAUUUUUCAACUGAAUACUUAUAACUGAAAACUUUUUGCUAUAAACUUUAUAGUCAUAUUAUUAUAACCGGGUCGAAACCGACCCUAACAAUACAGUGGUCAUAAUUUCAACCAGACCAUUUUAAAAUGUAGUAAAAAUAUAUUUGUUUGGUUUUAUUUUGUUGAAAUAGAGUUUCCUGACAAAGUCAAAAGGCCUUGAUGCAAUAAACAAAUGUUAUGUGAUUUGUUUUAAUGCAUUCAAAUGUAAAACAGGUCAGUGCCGACCCUAACACAAGAGGAGGGUUAACUCUUAUUGUGUGUGCUUAGGAAGAACAGAUGAUUUUCCUGGCAUGAUACCGGUGGGCUGGAGGUGGUAUGAGACUGAAAGAGGAUCCAUGAAGAAUGAGAGAGGCUGCAUGCACGUUGGCAUUUAUCAAACAGCUCUGGCAUGUCACUCUGCCUGACAGCACAGGACACACACAUAGACUGAGGACAAACUGGGGGCUACUCAUCUCAGCAGGAUACACAGGAGACAGUGGCGUGUACAGGUACUAAGGCAAGGUUGUAAUCAAGUGAACAUCAGACAGGCCACAGUGGAAUAACGGCGUCCAUGAGCUUGGACAAAAUGAAUCAACAGGAGUGUGAGAAAGAGCAGCAGAAGCAGAUCUCUGAGACAAAAACCAAAUACACCAUCAUAUAAUGCAACAACCUGACUAAACGGAGAUGAUGGAAAGACAUAACGGAAAUAUGCAUCCCUUUAAAGCAGGCAAGCCUCCGUACUCAGUGGAAACCCCGUAUGGUUUUCGUCUCGACUUGGACUUCCUGAAGUAUGUAGACGAUAUCGAGAAAGGGAACACCAUAAAAAGAGUCUUCAUCCAGCGUCGAAGCAAAGGCCCUCGGGCGAACACUCUUCCUCGGCAUCUUCACCCCUCUGGCUACCGUCCAAGCCCUUGGGGGUCGACCGGAGCUCUUGGCCCCAGGUCUCGACUUCCUGAUGACCACCAUCAUGCCGCUUCCUGGUUGCGUGAUUACAGGAAGCCUGUUUCUCCGAGAGGUUUAGCAGAAAUGGAGGCCAAAAUCCGAGAUUUUGAUGAACAACCUUUGGGUGAGCACAUCCGCCCUCAUCUUCUCCGAGCGUCCAGUCUGCCACUCACGGUGUUGCUGAGACAAGGAUCGGAAUCAACGGAAGAACCAGGGAGUCUCCGGAGUUCCAGGGAUCACCUCGGAGGCAGGAACAGUUCUUGUGAGGACAUCUUUGACUCCUCAGACAUCCCUCAGGAUUGCUCAAGCCUGUGGAGGCGCCUGACGGAGGCUCUAGACCACGUGGAGGAGCUGGAGAAGGAGGUUCAGGUCAUUCCAGACCUUCGGGCUCAGAUCUGUCUUCUCCAGGAGGAAAAAGACAAACUACGCUCACAUAUUCACACCCAAUCCUUGAAUGGAACCGCCGCCCACUACGUCGCUGCAGACAAGAAAAGACCACGGCAUGGACGUUGCAUCAUGCUUGCCGGUAAUCACGGCAGCGUUCAAGAACCUCAUCCGACACACGAGUGGAGAGCGAGCACGGACCUGGAUGAGCUGCUGACGGUGACGUCCCUCCAAGCCAAAGUAGCGGUGCUGGAACAGAAGCUUCACGAGACCGAGCUGGAACUUCAGAGGGUGACAGGGAGGCUGAGACAUCAGCAGAAGGAGGGGAGAAACCAAGAGGAACAGAUUGAACACCUUAUCGCAAACCCCGGGGUGUGGGUUCGUGCAGAGAAGGUGCUGGUAGACCAGGAGGGGGAAGAGAUGAGCGUUAUCACAAAUGGAGAAACCUCUAAGCACGAAGAUGAUGUCCUUGAUUCCCCUGAACGCAAUCAGCUACCGACACGUUCUUCCGCUGACACUUUAGACACAUCAGUGGUCAUCCACCACAUCCACAAGAUCAAGCAGCUCCUGGAUCAGCAGUGGGAAUGUUUGAGCGCAGCAGAGGAAGAGAAACCUGCAGAGCAGAUUAGCCCGAGAGUUAUCUCCGUGCAGCAGGAAAUGAUGGAACUCAUCGACAUCCUUACCUCUCACUACACACAGUCUGGACACAACUGUGGAAGUGGGAUUCAACACUCAGGCGAGGAAUGUGGCAUGAAAACAGAUGGCGGUACUCCAGAUGUUGCUCAUGAAAGAUGCCAAAUAAGAUCUUCCGGUGACAAUCCACUGGGGCAAAGUUCCGUGCAGCACGUUGCCCUUGGUGGUUUGCAGCAGGAGGAGAGCAGCAUCAGGAAGCCUUGGGAAAUGGCUGCUACCCAGGUGGACGCAGACCCGGAAAAGAGGGAAAUGAGCCGAGACAAGCAGAUGAUAUCGCAAGGAAUUGGAUCGGGGUGGACAGAUGGAGGGACGGCAUCUGUCGAAGCGGUGGAAAUGGCCAAGAUGAAACCGUUGGCCCCCGGAGAACAGAUGGAGGGGGACCCUGGCUCCAUAACAACCACAGGCAGUGAGACGGUCAAUGCGGAUUUUAUGGCUGCCUGUCACUUCCUCAAUGAUCACAUGGACAACAUCGAGAACCCCACCCAUGACACGAGGAAGGCCCUGGUUGUGGUCUUCCAGGACUGGUUCAGCGCAGCAGCAGAGGAGAGUUCAUUGGCCAGCAGGGUGGCCGUGUACUUGAGGGAGGUAAAGACGACAACACCGUCACUAACGGCCUUCAUCAUCAACCUGGCUGAUGAUAACGGCAACACAGUUCUACAUUACAGUGUUUCCCACAGCCACUACAGCAUCGUCAGUCUACUGCUGGACACAGGAGUGAGUGAUGUUAACUUCCAGAAUAAAGCGGGUUACACGGCGGCGAUGCUGGCGUCUUUGACAACGCCUGACAACCCUGGUGACAUGGAGGUGGUCCGUAGGCUCAUGGAGCUUGGUGACAUUAACAUCCGUUCCAGCCAGACGGGCCACACGGCUUUACACUUGGCUGUGAGACACGGGCGAGUUGUGAUGGUUCGUUUGCUACUGAGCUGUGGAGCAGACGCCGACAUCCAGGAUGGUCAAGGAACCACAGCACUCAUGUUUGCAUCCGAGAGGGGACACACGCACAUCGCAAGGUUGCUACUGGAGAGGACUCAGUGUGAUCUUAGCCUGGCAGAUCAGAGUGGUCGUACUGCGCUCAGCAUCGCCAUGCACGGCUCCCACAGCGACACAGCCGCCCUGCUGCAGGCCCACGCCAAGGCCCGGGCUUUGUAGUCAGUCAGUGGAUAAAAGACACACCAGCAUGAUGCUUGCAGACGCAUCUUCAUCUUUGACCACUUGACUCUUGACUUUGAGGCCUUUUUGCUCAGUUUGCAUUUGCUAGAGUCGCAAGUAUUAUUUUGACCUUCAAGCAUUUUUUUGUGUGUUGUUGUUGUUGUAUUUUCUCAGCUGCUGGACAAUUUAUAAAUAUAAAUAUAAUGCAUUCAAACUCA
Messenger RNA from Doryrhamphus excisus (bluestripe pipefish), 4253 nucleotides. The record is from RefSeq and is a predicted model, not a curated record. Lineage: Eukaryota; Metazoa; Chordata; Actinopteri; Syngnathiformes; Syngnathidae.